This is a messenger RNA of Closterium sp. NIES-65, 1095 nucleotides long. The record is from the annotation of a GenBank genome assembly. NCBI's taxonomy places the organism in Eukaryota, Viridiplantae, Streptophyta, Zygnematophyceae, Desmidiales, Closteriaceae.
AUGAUGGCGUACACUAUACUACUGAGGAACAUUACCCCGACCCAACAGCAGAACAUCAGGCCUUACCGAGGCUACGGCAACUCCGCGGAGCUCGCGUACAACCACCUGAAGAACCUGUAUCAAGCAACAGACAGUGUGAACCAAAGCCGGUUAAUGGCGCAGCUGACAACAAUAGAAAUGAAGCCAGGCGAGAAAGGCAUGGAGUAUAUCAGCCGCUGCCGCGAGCUGCGCGACAGGCUCCUUCGAUGUGGAGAACGAACACGCGCAUUAGCAACAAUACAACACUCGACAGCAGCAGAGACAACAUCGACAGCAGCAGAGACAUCGUCGGCAGCAGCAGAGACAUCAUCGGCAGCAGCAGAAACAACAACGACAGCAGCAGAGACAUCAUCGGCAGCAGCAGAGACAACAUCGGCAGCAGCAGCAGGAACAACGACACCAGUCCUCGUCGACGAAGAACCACCAACACCCGCACAGCAGUUGAAACCAACUCCACGAGAAGCCCACAGAAGCGCAAACUUCGUCGCCAGCUUCUACUCCAACUCCGACACGUAUCGACGAUCACCCGGACAUCGCGCCUCCGAAGAAACCUGGCACGCACGAUUGGGACAUCCAAGCAACACAGUCUUAAACAACACGAUAAGAGCAGGAGUUCUCGACAAAGACUCCCUACUACUACCCGACGGCAAAGAACUUCAAAAGGCACGAGGGACUUGUCUUACCUGCCCCGAAGCUGACUUACCACAUCGACCGUUCGCUCCUCAUCACAACCCGAGCGCACCGGCGUACGCACCACUCGAGAAGGUGUACAGCGACAUCCUCUACAAUCGCGAACCAGGACAAGUCGCCUACAACUAUACGAUUACCUUCAUCGACGCCGCCACUCGAUAUGUCUGGCAUCUAAACCUACCAAGCCGCGACAUGGCACUCGCAGCGUUCGCCGCCUGGCUACCAGUAGCAGAACGAGAGUCAGGAGCACAGCUGAAAAGCUUCCAGUCAGACGGAGGAGGAGAAUACACCUCUCAGCGCUUCAAGCAGUACCUGGCUGAAAGAGGAAUCAAGCAACUCCUCUCCCUUCCCUACGCCCAUCAGUAG